GUGCUGUUUGUUUGUUUGGUAACCUCAUUCACAGACAUUCAAAAAAGCUGUCAAAAUCUUGUCAAAAUCCUUGUCAACAAUGCUGAGGCUGCCUGGGUUGACGUUCGCCCGCGUUCAAGCUCGGACUCUGUCAUCAUCAUCAUCAUCAUCAUCAUCAUCAUCAUCAUCAUCGUCAUGGUCGUCGUGGUCGAGCCAGGGCACAGACAGGCCGUCCGUCGCUGCUGCUGCGUUGAGCCCAGCACAGCAGCACGUCGAGCUCAGCCGCCAAGACGACCGGCGCGAACAUCAAGCACCGUCCGCUUCCAACCCCGAGAAGCUGCAGACAAGCAACGACAACAUCAUCAGCAGUAGUCGUAGUACUAGUACCAGUCGUAACAAGGGCUAUGUUGAGCAAGGGUCCAAGUUUGAGCAGUCUACACGCAGCCUGCUUGAGAGGCUCAAGUUCAGCCUUGCUCCAGCGGGAGGCAAGAACGACCGUGGAGUCGAUCUCUACGGCGUAUGGGAGCUCUCGGAAGCAUGUCGCAUAUUCGCAGUUGUUCAGUGCAAGAGCGGCAAGACUCGAGUCGGGCCUGCCGUUGUUCGCGAAUUUCAGAGUGUUGUGGCGAACGCAGCCAAGAAUCACAAUGGUGCGGUCGGUGUUUUGUGCGCUGAAGCCGGAUUUUCUCAAGAAGCCCAAGCCCUUGCUCAUCGGAUAGCUGAGUCUGUCAUUUUAAUGGAACUGAGCCAGGCCGAGCUGAAUGCAGGCCAUCCAAUCCUGCAGUUUCGCAUCAACAAGGCUCUCCGCACGCUCGUUCCGGAUCUCGUUGUGACAGCCAAUCCCCGCGUGCCAACUACGCAGCAAGACUAUCUAAAUCAAUCGCGAGCACGUAGUAGCAAGGUGUCGAUUCAUCACAUGCAGACCCAGUUGUAUUAAUAUGAGAGUUAAGAGCUACGAAA
Capsaspora owczarzaki ATCC 30864 is the source of this 936-nucleotide messenger RNA. RefSeq lists its product as hypothetical. The record is from RefSeq and is a predicted model, not a curated record. Lineage: Eukaryota; Filasterea; Ministeriida; Capsasporidae. Gene Ontology annotation, cellular component: mitochondrion. The transcript has 2 exons. Gene Ontology annotation, molecular function: DNA binding; endonuclease activity. Bases 80 to 913 code for a protein of 277 amino acids. Gene Ontology annotation, biological process: DNA restriction-modification system.